This is a messenger RNA of Dissoconium aciculare CBS 342.82, 2432 nucleotides long. RefSeq names its product glutamine phosphoribosylpyrophosphate amidotransferase. The record is from RefSeq and is a predicted model, not a curated record. The coding region runs from base 175 to 1941 and encodes 588 amino acids. Gene Ontology annotation, biological process: purine nucleobase biosynthetic process; purine nucleotide biosynthetic process. Gene Ontology annotation, cellular component: cytoplasm. NCBI's taxonomy places the organism in Eukaryota, Fungi, Ascomycota, Dothideomycetes, Mycosphaerellales, Dissoconiaceae. Gene Ontology annotation, molecular function: amidophosphoribosyltransferase activity. The transcript has 2 exons.
ACACAAUCCUCCUCCUGAUCAUGGAACUUUUCGAUCACUGAAUGCCUCGCGACUGCCGCUUUUGAGCUUCACUCCAUCUACUCACUCACAUAUCCUAGAGACCGCAGAGCUCUGGUCUAUAGAUACAGUCUGAAACCGCUGCGCGCUGGUUGCGAACGGCUUCUCACAAUCAAGAUGUGUGGUAUCCUUGCGGUCAUUUUGGCGGCGACGUCCUCGGACGCCGCGCCCGAACUACACCAAGCUCUCUUCUAUCUUCAGCACCGUGGUCAGGACGCCUGUGGUAUCGCGACUUGUUCAAAAGGCGGAAAGAUCUACCAAUGCAAGGGCAAUGGUCUCGCUUCAAAGGUCUUUCAAGAUGGCAAGCGAGUUCCAGACCUUCCGGGAUACAUGGGUUUGGGACAUCUCCGAUACCCGACCGCAGGCAGCAGCGCCAAUGCUGAAGCUCAGCCGUUCUAUGUCAAUUCACCUUAUGGUAUCUGUCUCACACACAACGGCAACUUGAUCAAUGCGCCGGCGCUCAAGGAAUACCUGGACCAACACGUCCACCGACACAUCAACACCGAGUCCGACAGUGAACUCAUGCUGAACAUCUUCGCGGCAGAACUCAACGAGACGGGCAAGGCUCGUGUGAAUGCCAAUGAUUGCUUUUCCGCGCUCGAGAGGAUGUACAAGAGAUGCGAAGGUGGAUGGGCAUGCACAGCCAUGAUUGCCGGAUUUGGUCUGAUCGGCUUCCGCGACAGCUAUGGCAUCAGGCCUAUGGUUCUCGGUGAGCGCAAUUCGGCUGAGGUCGAAGGCGGCAAGGAUUACAUGAUGGCUUCAGAGUCGGUCGCCCUGAGCCAAAAUGGCUAUGGCAACAUCAAGGAUAUUCUGCCGGGCCAAGCAGUAAUUAUCGAGAAGGGACAGAAGCCUAUAUUCGCGCAGGUCGCUCCACAACAGGCAUACGCUCCCGACAUUUUUGAAUAUGUCUACUUCGCUCGUCCCGAAAGUACGAUCGACGGCAUUUCAGUCUAUCGCAGCCGACAGAUUAUGGGCUACAAUCUUGCUGAGACCAUCCAGAAGCAGAUCUCUCCUGAAGAGCUCAAGGAGAUCGAUGCGGUCAUUCCCAUUCCAGAGACUUCGCUUGUUUCGGCAUACGCAGUGAGCAAGCAUCUCAAGAAGCCAUACUGUCAAGGUUUCAUCAAGAACCGAUACAUCUUCCGCACAUUCAUCAUGCCUUCACAAAAGGCGCGACAACGUGGUGUCCGCGCGAAGCUGAAUGCCAUCCCCUUGGAGUUUGCGGGCAAAAACGUCCUCUUGGUCGACGACAGUAUCGUCCGAGGAACCACCUCUCGCGAAAUCGUUAGCAUGGCGCGGGAAGCUGGAGCGAAGAAGGUCUACUUCAGCAGUUGUGCGCCUCCGAUCACACAUGCUCACAUCUACGGCAUCGACCUCGCCAGCACAAAUGAGCUUGUCGCCCACGAUCGCUCUGCUAAGGACAUCGCCGAGCUCAUCGGAGCCGACGCAGUCAUCUACCAAGACUUACCAGACCUCGUCUCUGCCUGCGCGAACGACAGCCCACGCGGCGCCGAGACGCAGGAAUUCGAAGUCGGUGUCUUUAAUGGCAAGUACGUCACUCCUGUGGGAGAGGACUACUUCAAGCACCUCGAGCAGGUUCGAGGUGAGACGAGGAAAAUCAAGGUCCGAGAGCAAGCGGUGCAGGCCGUAGCCAGUGGCCGCGCCACCGAGAUGGACGUCAAAAUGGCGACCAACGGCGUCGAGGUCGAUGACCAUGGUGAGGUCGUUGCCCGGGACAGCGGCUCCGAUGGAGAGGGCCGACUGCCCAGCAAGGAGGAUGUUGAUCGCAAGAACAGCCUGGCGGAAGCGAGCCGACCAGAACCGCCCGCGCGUCAGGUGAGCGACAGUCAGGACAUUGCCCUGUUCAACAUCAACGACGGCCAGUAAUGGGUGGGACAUGACGGGACGAGUGCAUUCACGGCGCACGGAGGACGGAUCGAUUCGGGGGCGGCGCAAUGAUGGGUCGGAUGUUGGCGUUUGUCAGGAGGCGGCGGUCGCGUUGCUAUUACACUGUCCACGUCCCUCAACGGUGACGACGGAGCGAAGUUCGACGCGUAUGGGAAGGGUUUCUCGAUAGACAUAAGACCAUCACAUGGAUACAUCGCUUGCUCCAAUCGACUACCGUGCUCGGAAAUUCCCCAUUGCCAUAGCACAUCUGCCACCGAUCAUACAUCAUCCCGCCUUUAUCACUGCAAAAUAAAGCAGGGGUCAUUGGGCGGAUGACUGAUGUCGACCGCCCCAGCACCAACCCUAAGACGCACAUUUCAGGUUCACCUGGGCAGCGAGAUAUCGCGACAAUCACUGGACCGUCGGCGCCAAUCUCUCGAUGGGAGAUCGUGACCGAAUGCGUGAGAUACGUAAUAUAGCUCAUAAGCCGU